This is a messenger RNA of Paramuricea clavata, 411 nucleotides long. NCBI's taxonomy places the organism in Eukaryota, Metazoa, Cnidaria, Anthozoa, Malacalcyonacea, Plexauridae. The record is from the annotation of a GenBank genome assembly.
AUGGAAACCACCAACAAAAGCCAAAAACGAAAAAAAUCGGGCACAGAGAACAAAAAGGCAAGGAAAGCAAGGAGGGAAGAAAACGAAAAACUUGGAUCGUUCAUGAAAAGCUAUUUCACAAAAUCAAGCAAAUCAUCAUAUGGAGACGAUGCUUCCAGUAAUGACCAAGAUGCUCUAAAUGCUGCAGGAGACAAAAAGACUAAGGAAAGCAAAGAUGUAAAAUAUGGUAUAGAAAAUGCAAGCCCAGACAAGCCAUGUGAUGUGGAGGACAAAAACGACAUAGAAGAUGAGAUCGAAGAUCCUGUAAAUCUUCCAGAGUUUGAUAGCAGACGAAGAGUUAGUGAAGGGAAAGUUCGGGACGACGAGAUGGACGUGCAAGAAUCUGCAGUGCCUGGUGUAGCAACUGCAUGA